Molecule: messenger RNA, 2235 nt
Organism: Schistocerca americana (American grasshopper)
Lineage: Eukaryota; Metazoa; Arthropoda; Insecta; Orthoptera; Acrididae
Product: cilia- and flagella-associated protein 251-like
Exons: 14
Coding region: 466-2235 (589 amino acids)
Cellular component (GO): motile cilium
Molecular function (GO): protein binding
Source: RefSeq, a predicted model, not a curated record
CUUUUUGAAGCCUAAUAAUAUCCGAAAAUAAAUCCAAGACUGCUUCCUUGGCUCGCGUUAGCCUGUUGUCAUAGAAACCCAUGGAAAAUUGAACUGUCAGUGGUCGUUCAACUAGAUGUGGUGCCAAUGUUUGAUGGUGGUUUCAUGUACCGCACAAAGUUAAACAGAGUACGACAACGUGUAUUGCGUUCUUUUUGUCGUUAAGAAAGGGUAAGGAGUUAUGCUGCCCUAACGCAGCUGUUUUAACACAGCACCUGAAGCCGCAAUACAGUGCAGCUGCGUAUUUUUGUAUUCGCCGAAUCAGGGCAAAUGACAAGGAUCACUGCAAUGUGUCUUUUCAGCGCUAGUGUUUUUAACAACGAUUACAUGUAAAAAAAAAAAAAAAAUUGUUAUUCUGGAGUAUAAUAUUCCCAUAUGACAAACUGAUUUACUUUCUUCCAAGUGGAACUCACCUGUAUUGCAAACAUGGAGAGUGCUGAAUGGGACCUUUCAGAAGACAAACAAGAACAUUCUGCUGAAGAUCUCAAACUUCAUAAAUCAUCAUUGCAGGUCAUUGCAACAGUCUCAUCCAUUAGAGAAUCUUAUGAGAGAAGAAGCCCUUUUCGCAGUCAACAUACCACACUAACAUCACUACCUCCUGAACCAAAAAAGAUGUGUUUACCUUUUAAUCUGCAUUGGUGUUUUGGAUACAGUGUGAACAAACCAGUAUUGAACCUUACUACAAAUGUGCAGUCAUACAUCUUCUAUGUUAGUUCAAAUGUUGGUAUAUUAUAUGAUUAUAUUAACAAAGAGAUGAGAUUUCUCCAAGGACAUAUAAACCAUAUCAGUUCAUUUGCUAUUGAUGCAAAAGGCAGGUGGAUUGCAACAGCUGAUGCAGGAAAGGACAGUGCAGUUAUAAUAUGGGAAACUGAGAAAUGUGUUCCUAUUCUUACACUCUUUGAUCCUCAUGGUGAAUAUGGAAGUAGAGUUGUAGCACUGAGCCACAAUGCAAAAUAUCUAGUAAGUGUUGGUGGUGACCCAGAGCAAACACUUGCAUUUUGGGUAUGGACAUAUGGCAGUGAGUAUCCUGAAGCCAGCUGUCAACUGGGAAAUGAUCUGGGUGUUGUCAAGAAUGUUACAUUUCGGCCUAAGAGAAAUGAACAUUUCCUUAUCACAGGUGAAAAUGGUGUCACAUUUAUGACAUGGGGUGGCAACAUAUUGAAACAACAUACACCCACAAUGCCGCCAUUCAAGCAAAGAGGACAUCUUGUGGAGUCUGUGUACUUACCUAAAACAAGACUGGCUAUCACUGCGACAACCAAAGGAGCUGUCAUUAUAUGGACUGAUGCAGAAUGUUCAGAGUCUUCUUAUUCAGAGGAACGAACCACAAAUGCUAUGGAAUUAAAGAAAAUCCUUCAAUUGGAGAAACAUCCUAUUACAGUUUUAAGAGCUGUUGACAAAGUGGUUGUGACAGGAAAUACAAAGGGUCGUAUCUCUUUUUAUGACCAGCAGCUGAAAAUCCUUUACUGGUGCCACAAGUUCAAUCUUGAUUCUAUAACAGGCAUAAACUUUCAUCUCCGCUCACGCUAUCGCCAUCUCAAAGACCAGUCUGUGUUUGAUGUAGGGACAUCGGAGCACUCACAUGCCAGAAUUUCAAAAGGAGAUGAUCUUGAUGAACAAGUACUUUCUCGUGAUGCAACCCUUCAGAAAAACCCAUUCAUUAUUCGUGAAUUUGUUGUUUGCACAGAAUCUGGCCAAGUUGGACUUGUAAAUGUUAUGAGGAAUGCUUGUGAGUUUCUCCUGGAUAGAUCAGUUGGAGUCAUAUCAUCAAUGGCAGUGCAUCCUGAGAAAACACAUUUGUGCAUUGGGAAUUCCUGUGGGCAGCUUUUCCUUUGGAAUCACAGAACCAAAGAAUGUUUAAAAAGUAAAAGAUUUACAUCUGAUAAUAUGAGCAUCAUCUCUGCUAUCACAGCUUUACAAUAUGCACCAUCAGGCCUCUUUCUUGCAUGUGGUCUUGACAAUGGCUCACUCUGGUUUCUUGAUACUUCAGUUUUGGCACCUCUCCAAGAGUCUUGCCAGCAACAUUCCACAUCAAAAAUCACUCAGAUUAUUUUUUCUGAGGAUUCAAGGUAUCUCGCACAUAAAAAAAAUCGUAGUAUUUACAGGGAAUGUGAGACAAUAAUUAUAUUUGAAAUCAUUUUUCUUCAUAUUUUAUUGAAAAGAGAGCCAAAAUGUUUGUUGUUUUCAGUGGGUUGA